UAGAGUCGUCGGCGCGGCUGUAAGAAAGCAGAGCCCAGCCGGGACUGUCCAGGUGCAGCAGGCGCCGGGCCAUCGCGGACCCCGAGGCGCACCGGCGCCGCACCGCACAGUUCGGUGCAGGGCAGAGCGGAGCCGCAGCCCCACGCGCCGCCCGGGACCCACUCGCCGCCGUCGCUUCCGCAUCACCCAUGGGGACCAGGAGACUUUAAAGGAGUUUGGGGUUUCGGGAGCAGGGAAAUCACGGAUCCCCGCUCCUGGCCCUCGCCUCGCCGCGUCAUUGAUGGGCAACCAACUGGACCGCAUCACCCACCUCAACUACAGCGAGUUGCCCACAGGGGACCCGUCGGGAAUCGAGAAGGACGAGCUGCGAGUCGGGGUCGCCUACUUCUUCUCGGAUGAGGAGGAGGACCUGGACGAACGCGGGCAGCCCGACAAGUUUGGCGUGAAGGCCCCCCCGGGCUGCACCCCCUGCCCAGAGAGUCCCAGCCGCCACCGCCACCACCUGCUGCACCAGCUGGUCCUCAACGAGACUCAGUUUUCCGCCUUUCGGGGCCAGGAAUGCAUCUUUUCCAAAGUGAGCGGCGGCCCUCAGGGCGCCGACCUGAGCGUGUACGCGGUCACCGCGCUGCCUGCGCUCUGCGAGCCAGGCGACCUGCUGGAGCUGCUGUGGCUGCAGCCCGCGCCGGAGCCGCCGGCGCCCGCCCCGCACUGGGCCGUCUACGUGGGCGGCGGGCAGAUCAUCCACCUGCACCAAGGCGAGAUCCGCCAGGACAGCCUGUACGAGGCGGGCGCGGCCAACGUGGGCCGGGUGGUGAAUAGCUGGUACCGCUACCGCCCGCUGGUGGCCGAGCUGGUGGUGCAGAACGCCUGCGGCCACCUGGGCCUCAAGAGCGAGGAGAUCUGCUGGACGAACUCGGAGAGCUUCGCCGCCUGGUGCCGCUUUGGCAAGCGGGAGUUCAAGGCGGGAGGGGAGGUGCCGGCCGGCACGCAGCCCCCGCAGCAGCAGUACUAUCUCAAGGUGCACCUGGGGGAGAACAAAGUUCACACUGCCAGGUUUCACAGCCUGGAAGACCUCAUCCGUGAGAAGCGCCGCAUCGACGCCAGCGGCCGCCUGCGAGUGCUCCAGGAGCUCGCCGACCUCGUGGACGACAAGGAGUAGCCGCGGAGGGGCUGCUCGCCCCGCCUGUCUCCCCGCACCCCGCUCCCUUCCCGUCCCCGCACCCGGGCUUCGCGGCCGGCGAUUCUCGACCCCCGCCCCCUAGCGCGUCCGCCGCGGGUGGCCGGUGCCCAGGCUGCGCCCCGCACCUCUCUCCGGCAAGUGUCAGGAAAGUCUCAGGAAUGGACCCCGGGGCUGAAAGGGCGCAGCUGCGCGCGCCUGGCUGAGCACCCCAAGGGCGGUGACGGUGUCGGGGCACCCUGCGUGUGCUUUUCCCUUGAGCUGUAAGGAGGGGGCGAGAGGAAUGGGCUGAGGGUAGCAAGGACACGGCCUCCCCCGCGAGUCAGUGGUCAGUGACUAUGACAAGGCAGGGAAACUACUCUUUUCUAAGAAGGGACCAUCAGCGCCUCAAACGUGCACACACAGACCGGUCAGAGGCGAGAAUUGGUCUUUUCAGGGGCACAGUUCAGCUCCCGUAUGGAUGUGUCCCCAGAUCGCGGGAUUUCCAAGAAAUUGAGCCCCCUUGUGCACUUGUGAAUAAUUCCACAAGAGAGCAUUUCGGGACUCCGGGUUAUCCCGAGGCUGCCCAGGACAUUUCCAGCUCUCCAACCCUGGUUCUUUUGACAUUGUGUUCCAGGCUCUGGGCUAAGCUAGAGAGUGUUUGCUUCCCAUUCUUUCCACCGAGGGAAGCGAACGCCACCCCCACCCGCAUUUGCCUGUGAGACUCCCUCGUUGGUAGAAGGGAAGCCUUCCCGGUCCCGGGAGGAAAAUGGCGCAGCUAAUUUGGUGAGGACAGCCGGCCCCGCCCCCGGAAAGGAGAUAGUUCACCUGGUGUCUGGGAACUUGAACUUGUUGAAGAAGGGUGCUUAUUGUUCUGAACAUUUGAUUGCUCCCUCCUCGGGCUGCAUUUCAAAAACAGUCAUAUUUUAAAGGGAUUGAAGGAGAGGGAAGGGGAGGACAUGGCAACAUUCCAGAAACCAGCAUUAUUACAACACCAUAGCCAGUAUAUUUAGUUUGGCUUUUCCUAACAUAGAAAUCUUAGAAGGUGGGGAAGUGGAAAUAAAGUUUUAAAAAUGAGAGAGCAGUUUUCCAACUAUGUCAACAAAGCCUAUCGUGUUGAUGUUUUAUUGACCAUUUUAUCAACAUGCUAAUAAAAUUUCAAAUUGAAAUUUUUAUUUUCAUGGCUUUAAUCCAUGAUAGCUUAAAUACUGGGGGCCAUUAAGAGUGGAUGUAGCUAAGAGCUUAGCUAACAUUGACUUUUCACACUAUUUUUCUCAACUCUUAUGAGAAUUCUGUUUUUGGAUAUCGUAGUUCAUUUUUUGGCAUACAACAGCAGCCCUAGUAAUAGUGGAGUUGUUAAUGUGUAUAUUGUACUGAAGUUCUGUCAGUUAAAGGGUUUACUGUUUUGGUGGAAAUUGCAGGUUCCAUGAUGUUUCUUUUCUCCAUGUUUUAUAUCAUUGCCAUUUCACAUUUGCAUUUCUAUUUUUCUUCCUCUCCUCCUGAUCUUCUUAGAAAUGAAUCUAGAAUUGGUGGCUUUUCCCCCCUCCUCUUUAGCCAGUCCCACAGUUCAGUUCUUCCUGAAAACAGUGAAGAACUUGAAGGAUCAGGACAAACGUGUGUUAUGCAGGAAAAAUAAGGCUGGUUGAAACCCCUUCCUUGGGCAAAGAUUACAAACUUCUCUCCUCAUCCGCAAUCCCAGCCUGAAUGAUUGUUAUUUGAUUCCGUGUGUUAGACACCUAUAUCAUCUAUGUCUCUUUCAAGGGGAUUUGUCAAAUAAUGCUGUUUAGCUAAUUGUUGCUAGCAAUUGCAUAUUGAUAGCUGUGAUUUAGUUGGACAGCAAAUAUUAUGGCCAAAGCCAGUUUCUUGGCAUUUCAAAAACAAUGCAAUAAAAACUACUUGAGGUUAGCUGAGACUGGAAAUGCCUUUUUCAUGGUUAAUGACUCAUUUCUAUUUUGGAUGUUUUGGCUUUUUAUUGUUUAUUUUUUAAUUUGUAUUUGUUGGUUUUCAUCCUGGAUUCAUUUCCUGAUCUUGAGUCAAAAAGUCAGAUCAAUGAAAUAUGAACUAAAGUAUUUUUCUUAAGCCUAUUGAGUGAUUUAUUUUUUAAAAAAAUGUUUAAUGCAUAUGCUUUUCUUUCAGCACAAACAGCAAAACUUUUGUAAUAAUUAACUUACCUUUGCAUGUAUGGAGAACUGAAAGUCAUUUAUUUCCCUAACUUGUUCCUCUUUCGAAUAACAGAUGGCAGAUCAUAAACUGAAAUUCUUUAUUGUAUCUACACACUCCACAUUCUUUACUGUGUCCUACUACUGUAUCUUGGCUCCCUGCUGUAUUAAACAUCAUCUUAAG
This is a messenger RNA of Carlito syrichta (Philippine tarsier), 3499 nucleotides long. It is a transcript of the gene LRATD1, whose product is annotated as family with sequence similarity 84 member A. Bases 281 to 1159 code for a protein of 292 amino acids. The record is from RefSeq and is a predicted model, not a curated record. The transcript is spliced from 2 exons. Lineage: Eukaryota; Metazoa; Chordata; Mammalia; Primates; Tarsiidae.